Spea bombifrons (plains spadefoot toad) is the source of this 1019-nucleotide messenger RNA. It is a transcript of the gene PEX2, whose product is annotated as peroxisomal biogenesis factor 2. The record is from RefSeq and is a predicted model, not a curated record. Bases 75 to 995 code for a protein of 306 amino acids. The transcript has 2 exons. NCBI's taxonomy places the organism in Eukaryota, Metazoa, Chordata, Amphibia, Anura, Pelobatidae. Gene Ontology annotation, biological process: protein import into peroxisome matrix. Gene Ontology annotation, cellular component: peroxisomal membrane. Gene Ontology annotation, molecular function: zinc ion binding.
GUGAUUGGAGCCAACGCGGAAGUAGAAUCGUGAGCGAGCUGUUUGUGACAUCUGCCAAAGUGCCCUCGGGCAACAUGGCAGCAUCUAAAACCAAUAUGGAAGAAAUUAAUCCUGUGCUAAGAAUAAGUCAACUGGAUGCUAUUGAGUUAAACAAGGCAUUAGAGCAAUUGAUCUGGUCCCAGUUUAGCAAUUGUUUUCAAGGAUUCAAACCAGGCAUUUUGACCCGUUUUGAACCAGAACUUAAAGCGUCUUUAUGGCUCUUCUUAUGGAGAUAUACUGUGUACUCUAAGAAUGCUACAGUUGGUCAGGCAAUUUUGGAUAUCCAAUAUAAAAAUGAUCUAGCGGAGACUAAAAAGUACAGGCCACUGAAUAAGCAGCAGAAAUUAUGGUUUGCCCUAUUCACAGUUGGUGGCAAGUGGUUGGAGGAGAGGUCGUACGAUUUGUUCAGUAACCACCCCCUUGGGCUAUCAUUUCAGAAAACGAAAUACUUCAUUGGUCUCCUGUCUGGACUUCUGAAGCUUAGCAGCCUCCUAAAUUUUUUAAUAUUUCUACAGCAAGGAAAGUUUGCAACAUUGACAGAGCGGUUUCUAGGAAUCCGUUCAGUUUUCAGCAAGCCUCAAAAUGUUCGGCAAAUAGGAUUUGAAUAUAUGAACAGAGAAAUUAUGUGGCAUGGGUUUGCUGAAUUCCUGGUCUUUCUUCUGCCGCUAAUUAACACUCAGAAACUGAAGUCAAAGUUGUUCUCUUGGUGUAAACCUAUCAAAGGGCACACUCGCAAUGACCCCUCGUUAGCAGUGCAUUGCAAGGAAUGUUGUUUGUGUGGGGAAUGGCCUACCAUGCCCCAUACCAUUGGCUGUCCACAUGUCUUUUGUUAUUACUGUAUAAAAAGCCAUUCUAUGUCUGACAUGUAUUUUACGUGCCCCAAGUGCAGCUCACAGGUACACAACCUACAGCCACUGGAAUUUAAGAUUGAAAUUUCUGAAGUACACACUUUGUAGAUGUUUUCUUUUAUGUAUUAUCAU